AUGGGGACGGCCAUAGCUACAGUGCUACGAGGCAAUUUCGAGGUAAAAGAAGGUGGAAAGGCAACAAGGCUCUACGUGGCAGUGAGUCAGGAAGUUGCCUUGGCUGAGCUCAUGAACGUGAACACAGUGGUGAUGAACCGCAUCGUGACGAUGUGGCAAUCUGGCACUAUCGAUGCCAAUGUUGCUAUGCAGCUCUUGGGUCAGGGGUUAUCACCCAAUGAGUCGCCCCCGGUGGAUGGGGGUAAGGGGGCCACCCCUGCAGGAGACAAUGGUUUGCCCCAGAAGAGACCAGCUGAUAGCAUCACCCCGUCAGUUGCCCCCGCAGACUUGGAUGAUGUACUUGAACAGGCCAAAAAAGCCAAGAUGGACGCUUUCAUCAAAUACACCGAGAAAACGACGACAAAGAAAGACACGACCACCAACGAUUUGGAAUUUGGGUGGUACUCCAAGGAUGACAUGGUGAAGGGCGACGACAAGAGCGAGCUGCAGAGCGUCACUCUUGAACGACUUGAUCUUCAAGCAGCCCGCAAUGCAGCUGCCACCAGUGCUCCAGUGGUGGAAGCUUCUGAGGCAUGCCGGGCCAAAGAAGUCUUUCGCAAGUUUGUGGAUUCGGUUCUUCAAAAAAGUGCCCGAGUCAGAUCCUUGACGGUGGACUUGAAAAAAAACUACUAUGAAGACGAAACAGCAAUGAAGGCUGUAGAGGCCUUGGAAGGCAACUUGAAGACUCUCGGUCAGGAGUACAAUUCGCUCUCAGAUCACAUGGCAAAGGGUGAGCAAGAGGACUUUUCGCCCGAGUGGUCCGUCCAGUCUGAGAAAGUCAUGAAAGCUUCGACCUUCGUGUGCACCAGAGUGUCCCAGAACGAAGCCAAGGUGUCACUGGCGCAUCUGCAAAGAGAUUUGCAGCGAAUGUUGGCGAGGGCCACCUGCAAGAGCCAGAUUUUGACAGCACAAGCUGUCAAAGACGACGUCGGAGAUGUUGUGGCGACCCAAAAGGGAAUCAAUUUGUGGUCCAGGUGUUCGCUGUCAAAUUCGGAAAGAGAUGUUCACCGGGUUACCAAAAAACAAAAGACUACGUUAGAUGUUCCAAUCAGUCACGUGACAAUAGAGGAUGUCAAAGUCCCAUGGAUUUCACCACGUGACUGGUUGAUCUGGAUCAUUAGAAAAGGAUUGUGGCCCCGAUUGGCAGGUGCCCCCCUCCACCAGCAUGCAGUGGCUGGUGAAAUUUGGUCCAACUUUUGGACUGAAUACGAAAAAAUUUGUCCAGACUUUGAGUUGUUCAGCCUGCCAGACAUCGACCGUUCCAAGACCGCUGCAUUUAUGAUCCAUGGUGACGAAGGCAGGACACUGAAGCGCCACGGGCUCAUGGUUACAAGCAUACAGUCAUGCUUGGGGCUUGGGUUUGAUACCAAGCACCUUCGUCGACGGGAUGAUGGAAGGUGGCACAUGAAAGUCAACUAUAAGGGUCAUUCCUUCACCCAUCGCUUUGUGACUUCAACUAUGCCAAAAACUGUGUAUGAGAGCAACCCGGCUUUCUUCCACAAGAUGAUGGAUAAGUUGGCAUUGUCAUUGAGAAGCCUUUUGUUGGAGGGUGUUGUGGAUCCGUUGACUGGUGACACACUUAGGGUAGCAAUCAUAGCAGUGAAGGGCGAUGCCCCAUACUUGGCAAAAAUGGGCAAGUUUUACCGCAGCUACAACACCACCGUGAAGAGAGGAUCUGCGCAAAGUGUCCCUAAGGGGGUCUGCCACCGAUGCUUAGCAGGAACACCAGGCUUCCCUGCAGAGGAGAUUGCAACAAAUCUACCAAAGUGGUUGCAGACUCAAGGGAUCCGUGUGCCAUGGUUGUCUACACCAAGUGUAAUCCAACAUCUGGUCCACAGCAGAGCUGACCCUUCUACGUUUUUUCAAACUGACAUUUGGCAUGUGGUUCAUCUUGGGUUUGGUCGAUCCUGGGUAGCAUCUGUGGUACACUUGCUGCUACAUGUCAUCAAUCAACCCAAUCUGGAUGCAAAAUGGUCUUUUUUGACAGAAGAUUACCGAACUUGGUGCAGGAGAAACAAAAAGCAAAUGCACAUCAGUGCCAUCACUCCAUAUCUCAUGAGCUAUGGAGACAAAACGGGAACCAUGGGCCAAUUUCACAAAGGCGCACUUACAACAAAUUUGAUGCUAUGGCUUGCGGAAAUCAUUGGCAAAUUGCCAUGUGACACCAGAAGAUUGUUGCCAGAAUGCCAGGAGGCGACAUGUUGCAUGAACAAUUUGUUUGAAUGCUUGUUCAGAGCGGACGCUUUUUUGAGCAAAGAAGAGUGCAUUUAUGUAUCUGCAAAAGGCCUUCGGUUUCUUCAAGUUUAUUCAAAGAUGGCGAGAGCACAAUUCCAGGAAGGUUGUCCUUGGAAUUUUCCUUUGUACCCUAAGCUUCAUGCUUACCAUGAGACAAUCCUUCAGGUUCAACAUGAUGGACAACGUGUUGGUAUGGCAAUCAAUCCUUUAAUGUUCUCGUGCCAGGUCGACGAGGACACAGUGGGAAGAACUUCGCGCUUAAGUCGCCGCGUAAAUAUACGCUUGGUGAUGACGAGAACGCUGCAACGGUACUUAAUUUCAGCUCAUAGUGCUUUUGUUCGUGCGGGCCUCUUGUUGUGA
This is a messenger RNA of Cladocopium goreaui, 2634 nucleotides long. NCBI's taxonomy places the organism in Eukaryota, Dinophyceae, Suessiales, Symbiodiniaceae. The record is from the annotation of a GenBank genome assembly.